CAAUAGGCGAAAAUAGUAGCGAUCGGCGGGGCGGAUCGUCCGGAAAACCAAGCCCCUGUGUGACAAUAUUACCGCAUGGGCAUCGUGACCCAACUGCUGCUGACUACCAGCCUUCUCCCUUUCUUCUCUUCUGAACGUAUUGGCUUCCAUUCCUUUUCCUUUUUCUAUUGCAUCCUCCCAUCGCUUGUGCCACUCCCACAGCAACCCAUCGGCGAUAUCAAUGAUGGGGUUUUCACCAACCCGUUUUCUCCGCAUCCCGCGGCCAGAGACAUUCCUCUAUGUCAUGAGCCUGCGGACAGGCGCUUCUCUCAUCACAUUAUCCUUGCUCCUGAACAAAAUUAGCGGCCUUUACGGGUUGCUUGCGCUCCUAACCGGCUACCACCUUUCACCCGUCCAGCUGUCCAUGUACCUUUACUCCCUACUCGCUCUCGGCGUCGCAACACUGCUCUUCCCGCAUAUCCGGAAACAAUCACCUCUGCAAUGCCUCGCUCUCGCCUGGCUCUACCUCUUCGAUAGCGUCAUCAACGCCGCUUAUACCGCUGCUUUUGGGGUAACAUGGUUCCUUGUCAUCUCUCAAAAUUACGAGAGUGGAAAUACCUCUGGACCUGGUAGUGAGACAAUUGCUCAGACUGCCGGCUUCACCAGCCCGAAGUACGAUUCGACAUCUUCCCAGGGCGCCCAGUAUGCCAGAAGUUCCGAUGGCCUAGGCAACGCGGUUACCCAACCGGAAAGCUUCCAAAGCAUUGUCUUCAUCUGCUCGCUAUGGAUCAUCCGCGCAUAUUUUGUUUUUGUCAUGUUGGCAUUUGCUCGCCAGUCUCUGCGUCUUUAUAUCGCUGUGCCUCGCCACACUCAGCUCCCGACUCAUAGCCGGAACACUUCCAUCGCCAGUGUGGCCAGCGUCGCUGAUAUCGAUAAGGAGCCGUUCUCGCCGUUCACGCCUGAUGGUCAAGGUUGGAAGGGAAAGCUUGGUCGCGCUAUGAUUAGCGUUGGUCGUAAUUAUUGGUUGGGCGAGGAUGAGGAUGGUAACUGGAUGGAUACUAUGGGGCGACGGUUCCGUGCCCGCGGCGAGAGCACCGAGCUUCCCGGCCCCCUCGAAAGAGAACGGAGACGUCGAUCUGGAACGGGCCCUCCGCAACCUUCUCAGUCGGCUGUCCAGGCGGCUGCCUUACAACAGCCCAUCUAUGAGGUACCGGGUAUGAACGUCAAAAUGCAGGACUGGGGUGAAACUAGGUAAUCGGAAGCGACCGGAUGUCGUCGAUCCGCUACAGGUCAUCCUUUCAAGUUCAGGUCAAUGCUGGGAGAAGUAAUUGCGUCCAAAUCCAUACAACGUGGGUGCCCUUGGCAGAGCAGACGGAUGUCAAUG
This is a messenger RNA of Aspergillus caelatus, 1363 nucleotides long. Its product is annotated as inositol phosphorylceramide synthase regulatory subunit KEI1. The record is from RefSeq and is a predicted model, not a curated record. The transcript has 2 exons. Bases 221 to 1234 code for a protein of 337 amino acids. Gene Ontology annotation, cellular component: Golgi membrane; inositol phosphoceramide synthase complex. NCBI's taxonomy places the organism in Eukaryota, Fungi, Ascomycota, Eurotiomycetes, Eurotiales, Aspergillaceae. Gene Ontology annotation, biological process: inositol phosphoceramide metabolic process. Gene Ontology annotation, molecular function: inositol phosphoceramide synthase regulator activity.